Molecule: messenger RNA, 402 nt
Organism: Brassica napus (rape)
Lineage: Eukaryota; Viridiplantae; Streptophyta; Magnoliopsida; Brassicales; Brassicaceae
Product: putative F-box protein At3g58820
Exons: 2
Coding region: 1-402 (133 amino acids)
Source: RefSeq, a predicted model, not a curated record
AUGCCAGCUCUUCUAGGGAACUGUCCAUGUUUAGAAACUCUAGUCAUUGAGGGGGGUCUCAUGCACGAUGAUGUGACGUAUAUGUGCGGGGGUGGUUGUGGCUGCUUUUAUAGGCAGCGCAGAGGACCUUCACUCGGAUGUUGUCCAGUAAAAGUGGUGAAGAUUCACGGGUUUCGAGGAACGGUGAAAGGGAUGGCAAUGCUAGAGCUUUUCUUGGACUAUUUGCCAUGUUUGGAGGAGAUGAGGGUCUAUGUUCAAGAAGAGAAUGAUAGUCCUACUAGAGAGUUAGAAGAAAACCAUGGAGUUUCUAAACGUGUCUUGGAGAUGUUCCAACUUUACAACAAGUCAUCGAGAUCGAGAUGCAAUGUUAAAAUCAUGGUGGGCGAUGUUCUUUGCGUAUGA